AUGGCUUCGAUCUUAAGGUGUAGGGCGGGUACUUUUCCGUUUAAGUACCUUGGAUUACAAGUUGGAGCUAAUAUGAACAUUGUUAGAAAUUGGAAACUGGUAGUGGAGACGUUCAAGAAACGACUUUCUUUAUGGAAAGCCAACACCCUCUCUUUUGGCGGACGCCUUACACUUGUCAAAUACUUUCUUUGGGGGGCGACUCCGGAUCAUAAAAAAACGACAUGGGUGACAUGGAAUGAUAUAAUGGCACCGAAAGAAUUUGAAAGUGUUGGGAUUGGGUCACUUAGAGAAGCAAACGUCACCAUGCUUGCCAAAAGGUGGUGGCGUUUUAAGGUGGAUAAAAAUAGCAUUUGGAGGAAAGUUGUGUGGAGCAUUCAUCACACCGCAAGGUUGUGGAGUGGCAUACCGUCCAAGCUAUCUAUGCCGGGUCCUUGGAAACAAGUCGCCCGUAUUUCACAAGAUUUGACAGAUUGGGGAGUCAAUUUGGAGAGUGUCUUCCGUGGGGUGGUGGAUAACGGCAAGGAGAUUCUCUUCUGGAAGGACUGCUGGGUGGGCCAGAUCCCAUUAUGUGAGAAAUUUCUGAUUCUAUAUAGUCUUGAAUGA
Helianthus annuus (common sunflower) is the source of this 603-nucleotide messenger RNA. RefSeq lists its product as uncharacterized. The transcript has 2 exons. The record is from RefSeq and is a predicted model, not a curated record. Lineage: Eukaryota; Viridiplantae; Streptophyta; Magnoliopsida; Asterales; Asteraceae. The coding region runs from base 1 to 603 and encodes 200 amino acids.